This is a messenger RNA of Amborella trichopoda, 4395 nucleotides long. RefSeq names its product aminophospholipid ATPase 3 (gene ALA3). The record is from RefSeq and is a predicted model, not a curated record. Lineage: Eukaryota; Viridiplantae; Streptophyta; Magnoliopsida; Amborellales; Amborellaceae. Gene Ontology annotation, molecular function: magnesium ion binding; ATP hydrolysis activity; ATP binding. Gene Ontology annotation, cellular component: trans-Golgi network; plasma membrane. Gene Ontology annotation, biological process: phospholipid translocation; Golgi vesicle budding.
GGACCUGCCAAACAAGACCGUUUCAUCAGACAACUGCGAGGCCGUGGCUCUUACAACACGCGAACGUGUUGGGAGUCAAGAGAGAGAGAGAGAGAGAGAGAGCGCGCGAAGGCAGAGGGGGGAUACGGCGAAGCAGAGGGUGCGUGGGGGCUAUAUUUUCGUAUAGGUUUUCCACUUGAAAUUAUAAACGACUCGGAUGCCCAAACGGCCCCCGAUGCAUCAUUUGUUUCUCUCUCUAGCUUCGGUGGUGCAUCAUUUCUCUCUCUAGUUUGGCUGUAGGUUUAUUAGGUAUUUAGAUCUGCAAGCGAACAGGGGAGAGGGCAGGGAUCGUGGUGGUGACCAUCUCUCUGCCUACACCAAUCUGGUGAAACAUUCUUGUAGUUCAGAGAGAGAGAAUGAGUGGAGGAGGAGGGAGAUGGGAGAGGGUGAGGGAUAGGGUUCGCAGUUCUUCUUCAUCGAUGAGGGGUGACCGGCAGACGCGGACGGUGCGUCUCGGACGUGUGCAGCCCCAGGCACCGGGCCACCGCACCAUCUUUUGCAAUGACCGUGAAGCCAACCUCCCUGUCAAAUUCAAGGGGAACUCCAUUUCAACAACAAAGUACAACCUCUUAACUUUCUUACCAAAAGGUUUGUUUGAACAGUUUAGGCGGGUGGCAAAUUUAUACUUUCUUAUGAUAUCCAUCUUAUCCACAACUCCAAUCAGUCCAGUGCAUCCCAUCACAAAUGUAGUUCCUUUGAGUCUAGUGCUUUUUGUCUCUCUAGUUAAGGAGGCUUUUGAGGACUGGAAACGAUUACUUAAUGAUAGGGUGAUAAACAGUAGCCCUAUUGAUGUUUUGCAAGAUCAGAAGUGGGAAAGUAUUCCAUGGAAGAAGCUUCAAGUUGGGGACAUCAUAAAAGUUAAGCAGGAUGGAUUUUUUCCUGCUGAUCUUUUGUUUCUUGCUAGUUCGAAUCCUGAUGGUGUUUGCUAUAUAGAGACUGCAAAUCUUGAUGGUGAAACGAAUUUGAAGAUCAGAAAAGCACUUGAAAGGACGUGGGAUUAUCUUCUCCCUGAGAAGGCAGCCGAAUUCAAAGGUGAAAUACAAUGUGAACAGCCAAAUAAUUCUCUAUAUACUUUCACUGGAAACCUUAUUAUUGGGAAACAAACUUUACCGAUUUCCCCAAAUCAAAUUCUAUUGCGGGGCUGCAGCCUUCGGAAUACUGAGUACAUUGUUGGAGCUGUCAUUUUUACAGGACAUGAAACAAAGGUUAUGAUGAAUGCUAUGAAUGUUCCUUCCAAACGGAGUACCUUGGAGAGAAAGCUUGACAAACUUAUACUGAUGCUUUUUGGUGUACUUUUUGUUAUGUGUUUCAUUGGAGCUAUUGGCAGUGGAGUUUUUAUCAACCGUAAGCACUACUACUUGGGUCUCAAUGAUCGUGUAGAGGAUCAGUUUAAUCCUAACAACAGAUUUGUGGUUGCUAUUCUCACCAUGUUCACUCUCAUUACAUUGUAUUCCACCAUUAUUCCCAUCUCACUUUACGUCUCAAUUGAGAUGAUUAAAUUCAUUCAGUCUACUCAGUUUAUCAACAAGGAUCUGAAUAUGUAUCACAGGGAAAGCAAUACCCCUGCAUUGGCACGGACCUCCAACUUGAAUGAAGAGCUUGGACAGGUUGAGUAUAUAUUUUCUGACAAGACAGGAACUCUAACGCGAAAUCUGAUGGAGUUCUUCAAGUGUUCCAUUGCUGGAGAGGUUUAUGGUCAUGGAAUUACUGAAAUAGAAAGCGGAGGAGCACAAAGAAGUGGUUUGCGAAUUGAUGAGACAAAAAAAUCAAGUACUGCAGUGCAUGAAAAGGGUUUCAAUUUUGAUGAUGCAAGGCUUAUGCGUGGUGCGUGGAGAAAUGAGCACGAUCCUGAUGCUUGCAAGGAGUUCUUUAGGUGUCUUGCUAUAUGCCACACGGUUCUUCCUGAAGGUGACGAAUCUCCGGAGAAGAUAACUUAUCAAGCUGCAUCACCAGAUGAAGCUGCCCUGGUUGUUGCUGCCAAGAAUUUUGGAUUCUUUUUUUACCGACGUACCCCAACUAUGAUUAUGGUCCGUGAGUCACAUGUUGAAAAGAUUGGUAAAAUCCAAGAUGUUUCUUAUGAGAUUCUCAAUGUUUUAGAGUUUAACAGUACGAGGAAGCGUCAAUCAGUCAUUUGUCGCUACCCAAAUGGAAGGCUUGUGUUGUAUUGCAAGGGAGCUGACACCGUCAUAUAUGAGAGAUUAGCUUAUGGUAAUGAUACCAUAAAGAAUGUGUCAAGGGGGCAUUUAGAACAGUUUGGCUCUGCUGGUUUGCGUACGCUCUGCCUUGCAUAUAGGGAUUUGAACAGUGAGCUAUAUGAAAGUUGGAAUGAGAAAUUUAUCCAGGCCAAAUCUACUCUACGGGAUCGGGAAAAGAAGAUGGAUGAGGUAGCAGAAUUGAUCGAAACAGAUCUUAUACUGAUCGGAUGUACAGCUAUUGAAGACAAACUUCAAGAGGGAGUGCCUUCUUGCAUAGAGACUCUUUCUAGAGCUGGUAUUAAGAUUUGGGUUUUGACUGGCGACAAGAUGGAAACGGCAAUAAAUAUCGCCUAUGCUUGUAGUUUAAUUAACAAUAGCAUGAAACAAUUUGUCAUCAGUUCAGAAACUGAUGAAAUCAGAGAGGUCGAGAGUCGGGGUGACACAGUUGAGACUGCACGUUUUAUGAAAGAAUCAGUGAAGAAAGAGCUGAAAAGAUGUAUCCAGGAAGCAGAACAUUCUAUGCAUACCUUAUCUGGAAACAAACUGGCACUUAUAAUAGAUGGGAAGUGCUUAAUGUAUGCAUUAGACCCACAGUUACGAGUGACUCUGCUCAAUCUGAGCUUGAAUUGCCAUGCUGUGGUGUGCUGUCGAGUGUCCCCUUUACAGAAGGCUCAGGUUACUAGCCUAGUAAAAAAUGGAGCACGGAAAAUCACUCUUAGCAUCGGUGAUGGUGCAAAUGAUGUGAGCAUGAUCCAAGCUGCUCAUGUAGGCGUUGGCAUAAGUGGGCUGGAAGGGAUGCAGGCUGUUAUGGCGAGUGAUUUUGCAAUAGCUCAGUUCCGCUUCCUCACAGAUUUACUUCUUGUGCAUGGGAGAUGGUCAUAUAUCAGAAUAUGCAAAGUUGUCACAUACUUCUUCUACAAAAACCUUACUUUCACUUUGACUCAAUUCUGGUUCACUUUUCAAACGGGGUUCUCUGGUCAGAGAUUUUAUGAUGAUUGGUUUCAAUCACUCUAUAAUGUUAUAUUUACAGCUCUACCCGUGAUCAUAGUGGGACUAUUUGACAAGGAUGUGAGUGCCUCUCUCUCAAAAAGGUACCCGCAGCUGUAUAAGGAGGGAAUAAAGAACAUGUUCUUCAAAUGGAGGGUUCUUGCAGUUUGGGCUGUCUUUUCUGUGUACCAGUCGUUGAUCUUCUUUUACUUCACAACUGCUGCCAGUCGUAACAGCAAGAAUGCCUCCGGAAAACUUUUUGGGCUCUGGGAUGUGAGCACAAUGGCUUUCACUUGUGUAGUUGUGACUGUUAACUUACGUCUCCUCAUGACCUGCAAUGUCAUCACGAGAUGGCACCACAUAAGUGUCAUUGGAAGCAUCUUAGCUUGGUUUAUCUUUAUCUUCUUAUAUUCAGGAAUUAUGACUCCUUAUGAUAGACAGGAGAACAUAUAUUUUGUGAUAUAUGUGUUGAUGAGCACUUUCUUCUUCUAUCUCACAUUGCUGCUUGUUCCUGUAGUUGCACUGCUCGGUGACGUAAUUUAUCAAGGGCUUCAGAGGUGGUUCGCACCUUAUGAUUAUCAGAUCAUUCAAGAACUCCAUAGACACGAACCAGAGCAGAGAAGCCGGCCUGAUCUACUUGAAAUUGGGACUGCUAUGACAGUGGAUGAGGAGAGAACUUUCGCAAUUUCUCAGCUUCCUCGUGAAACUUCAAAGCAUACUGGCUUUGCUUUUGACUCACCUGGGUAUGAAUCCUUCUUUGCAUCCCUUCAUGGAGUAAACGUGCCCCAGAGGGCAUGGGAUGUUGCACGCAGAGCAAGUAUGAGAUCACGACAACCCAGGACAUCCAUAAGAUGACUGGCAAUGUAUAUUAUUUAUUUGCCAGUAGAGUAUGUAAAAUAGCUUUCUUAUGCCAUCUCUCUCUCUCUCUCGCACACGCACACACUUUUAUGGUUAUAAUGUGUUGCCCCUGAUUUUAUGUACUGUACAUAAGCCUUUUCAACCGCAUAGGCUUGUAUAAAAUUUCCAAAGGUUGGUUUCAUGCCCAUACUUUUCCACAGAGAUGUAUCGAGAACAUGGUUGAAGAGGCUUCUGGGGAAAUUUUAUACGAAUUGGAUACCUUCAAGCUUGCCUUCUCUUUGCAAGAAUUAGUAAUCGUUACUGGUGCUCCCGAGCA